ACAACACUUCCCUAUAUUAACCAUAAAUGAAAAAUACAGACCUCCUGCUCGAGCUUAUGCGAACGAGAUAAGUCAGUUUGUGGCAAGAACGAAUUCUGCAUCCUGGACAUUCGAACCAACAGUACACGAUGCAGCUGUAAAGAUGGUUACGUAGGAAAGCCCUGUAAACCCAUGGCCAAAAGUUGUGCUCUACUUUAUCAAGAUGGUGUCACCUCUAAUGGUGUUUACACUAUCAAUCCAGAUGGCGGAAAUCCCAUACAAGUGUUUUGCGACAUGACUACGUACGGUGGAGGUUGGACCGUUUUUCAGAGACGUUUGAACGGCUCUGUUGAUUUCUAUCGAGAUUGGUCGUCCUACAAAAACGGCUUUGGAGAUUUGAACGGCGAGUUUUGGCUUGGAAAUGACAAUCUUCAUCGUUUGACAGCCGCUGGUAACGUUUCGUUAAGAGUUGACCUGGAGGAUUUCGAAGGUGACAUCAGAUACGCUGAGUACACGACAUUUAUGGUGGCGGACCAGGUAGAUAAAUACCGAAUUGUAAUUCAUGGAUACAACGGGACAGCUGGGGACGGUUUGAAAAAACAAAGUGAUAUGCAGUUCUCCACAAGAGAUAGUGACAACGACGUAAAACCGGACGGCAGCUGCGCUGAGCAGUUCAAAGGCGCCUGGUGGUACAGUUAUUGUCAUGAUUCCAAUCUGAACGGGUUGUAUCUCAACGGAUCUCACUCGUCCAUGGCUGAUGGCGUCAACUGGAUUCCUUUUAGAGGAUAUUACUAUUCACUAAAACGUACAGAAAUGAAAGUAAAGUAGAUCAGUUUUGACAGGGCUACUCUUUUUUUUCUUUGUUGUUGUUGUUGUUUAUUGAAUCCCUCACGAAGGGACUAGGUCAGGUCCAGACCACGACAACAUUCACUUCUCUUAUCUACCCUUCCCGUCCCAGUCUCCUGUCGCAUUAUUUAUUUAUUUAUUUAUUUAUUAUUAUCUUCACAUAACGAAGCUAUUCAUUGAUUUCAUUUAACGGUCUUCAAAGCCCUGUACAGCGGUUUACAUAAUUGGCAGAAACGUGAUAUGCGACGUGAUUCGAUCUUCAGGCAUAAGCGGCACUGCCUCAACCGCUUCGGUGCAAAAUUAAACUUAAAACAAAUGGCGAGAUGGUCCCCUCAUGCAAUGGAAAACAAGAUCAUUUAUGAUUGUACUGACCACUGUUUCUAAACUGCCGAUAGCAAGAACAAAGAUGAUUCUAGGAGUUCAUAUAUCGCUUAGAAAUUGGUUGGUCUAGAUGAAAGAACAAACUCCAUUCAAAACUUCAACGAAAGUAACUGGAAAAGGGCAUAAUAUUUUUUAAUCCUUGUUACUGACAUCUAUUAAGCUUAGGAUAAUGCAGUUUCCUUUAGCAGAAUGUAUAUAUGUGACAUUAUUAUGGUUUUAUCAUUUUCAACGAAUACUUCUGUUUAAUUCUUGUUUGUUGUUAUGCGCCACUUUUUGACAUAUAUGAUGAGUUUGUCUUUGUUAAUCCUACCGUAUGGUAACAUUUGUUGGGAAGGAAACUUAAUACAAGGGUUUUAAGGUGUAUGCCGGCAAUCGUAUUUAAGAGCAAAAUCAUAAACUCAUCUCGUGCUUUGUUUAUUUUCAUUCUAUGUUUAUUUUCUUAGUUGUCAAAUAAUCCUUUAAUAACUGGCGAGAGCAGCUAAACCACAGUCACGUGGCUGUACCAUUCCAUCGUAUCAUGUAUUUAAAGUUUAUACGAUGCAAUUCUGUAUAAUAAAGCAUCAAUGCAAAGCA
This is a messenger RNA of Stylophora pistillata, 1779 nucleotides long. Its product is annotated as microfibril-associated glycoprotein 4. Lineage: Eukaryota; Metazoa; Cnidaria; Anthozoa; Scleractinia; Pocilloporidae. The record is from RefSeq and is a predicted model, not a curated record.